AUGGAAACGGAAAUUGUAAAUUGAGAAAAGAAACAUGUUAACUCCUCAACUAAAGUAAAGAAGUUGAAUAUCAAAACCCAUAGAAUCGAAUUUUGUUUCCUUCUCCAUUUGUCCAUAGUAUCAAACUAUUAAUCUAUUAUGUAUAUUCAUCACCUCAUUGCCUCAUUUGAUUCCUUCACUCUCUUUCGAGCAUUUUCCUACAACAGAAAUAGAACUCUCUAGAAGCUUCUUCCAAACCCUAACGAAUCGGUUUUCUUCUUCAACGAAAGACUCUCGCUCUGAAUCUGCUUCGGAGUUUUGCAAUGGCGUUUUGGUGGUCCUUGCUCGUUCUAGCUUUCGCUUUCGCUGUCUGCAAAUUCCUUCUCAUGCUCAUUCCUCCCAAGGUUCCUUCCAUCGACGUUGACGCUUCCGAUGUGUUGGAAGAGGGUAACCAAUCGCAGGAGAAUAGCUUCAUUUACGUGCCUCCAAGAGGAACGGCGCAGCAAUCAGGCAAGAAAGUUCAGUGCUAUGAGCCUGCUACCAUGAAAUAUUUGGGAUAUGUUCCUGCUUUGACACCAGAUGAGGUCAAGGAGCAAAUUGAAAAAGUACGGAAGGCACAAAAAAUGUGGGCAAAGACCAGCUUCAAGCAAAGGCGCCAGUUUUUGCGUAUACUAUUGAAGUAUAUAAUUAAACAUCAAGCACUAAUUUGCGAGAUAUCGUCACGUGAUACUGGGAAAACAAUGGUAGAUGCCUCUCUAGGAGAAAUAAUGACAACAUGUGAGAAGAUCAAUUGGCUACUGUCAGAGGGUGAACAAUGUCUGAAACCUGAGUAUAGAUCCUCUGGAAGAGCAAUGCUUCAUAAAAGAUCCAGAGUAGAAUUUCACCCCCUUGGAGUUAUUGGAGCCAUUGUGUCGUGGAAUUAUCCCUUCCAUAAUAUUUUUAACCCUAUGCUAGCAGCAGUUUUUUCUGGAAAUGGCAUUGUGAUUAAGAUAUCAGAACAUGCAAGUUGGUCUGGAUGCUUUUACUUCCGGAUCAUCCAAUCAGCCCUUGCUGCAAUAGGAGCUCCAGAGGACCUUGUUGAGGUGAUAACAGGGUUUGCUGAAACAGGAGAAGCACUGGUGUCUUCUGUUGAUAAAGUCAUUUUUGUUGGAUCACCCGGGGUUGGUAAGAUGAUAAUGGAAAAUGCUGCCGAGACACUUAUACCCGUUACACUAGAGCUUGGUGGAAAAGAUGCAUUUAUUGUUUGUGAAGAUGUAGAUGUGGACCAUGUUGCUCAAAUUGCUGUCAGGGCUUUUCUUCAGUCAAGUGGGCAGAACUGUGCUGGAGCUGAACGAUUUUAUGUCCAUAGGAAUAUUUAUCCAUCUUUUGUCAGCAAAAUUACCAAAAUCAUAAAAUCUGUUACAGCGGGUCCACCACUUGCUGGGAAGUAUGAUAUGGGAGCUUUAUGCAUGCAUGAGCAUUCUGAAAAGCUUGAAGGUCUUGUAAAUGACGCUUUAGACAAAGGAGCUGAAAUUGUUGCUCGUGGAAGUUUUGGACAUAUAGGUGAAGAUGCUGUUGAUCAGUAUUUCCCCCCUACUGUAAUUGUAAAUGUGAAUCACUCCAUGAGAUUGAUGCAAGAAGAGGCAUUUGGACCUAUCAUGCCAAUAAUGAAGUUUAGCUCUGAUGAAGAAGUUAUCAAGCUUGCUAAUGACUCAAAAUAUGGGCUCGGCUGUGCUGUUUUCUCAGGCAGUCAAAGUCACGCCAGAGAGAUAGCUUCUCAUAUACAUUGUGGGGUAGCUGCAGUUAAUGAUUUUGCAUCAAAUUACAUGUGUCAGUCACUGCCAUUUGGGGGAGUGAAACACAGUGGAUUUGGACGAUUUGGUGGUGUUGAAGGCCUGAGAGCGUGCUGCCUUGUAAAAUCAGUUGUUGAAGAUAGAUGGUGGCCAUUCAUUAAGACAAAAAUACCUAAGCCUAUUCAGUAUCCUGUGGCAGAAAAUGGAUUUGAAUUUCAGGAGUCACUUGUUGAAGCACUAUAUGGGCUUAGCAUAUGGGAUCGUUUGCAAGCGUUGGUAACAGUUUUGAAAAUGCUUACUGAGCAGAAUAAGAAGGAGAAAUGAUCAAUCAUGUUAGGGCGGUUAAUGGGCCAAAUGAUUUAGUCACCUUCGAAUAAUUAGGGGCUCUUGGUUUGUGUACAACUACUAUUCGUGCUAGCUAUUCUCUAUGCCCUCCUGUCAUUUUUGUUGUGCUUAUUCGAUGUUGAUCUUGGCUGGUUAUCUGAUGAACACCAAUACCUCACGAUAUUGAAAUCAUGGAAUCAAGAAAACUUUAAAUAUCAAAUACUACUUUCUUGAUC
This is a messenger RNA of Vicia villosa (hairy vetch), 2311 nucleotides long. Its product is annotated as aldehyde dehydrogenase 22A1. Lineage: Eukaryota; Viridiplantae; Streptophyta; Magnoliopsida; Fabales; Fabaceae. The record is from RefSeq and is a predicted model, not a curated record. Gene Ontology annotation, molecular function: aldehyde dehydrogenase (NAD+) activity. Bases 303 to 2075 code for a protein of 590 amino acids. The transcript is spliced from 14 exons.